This is a messenger RNA of Hippoglossus stenolepis (Pacific halibut), 1309 nucleotides long. RefSeq names its product glutathione peroxidase 2 (gene gpx2). Gene Ontology annotation, biological process: response to oxidative stress. The record is from RefSeq and is a predicted model, not a curated record. The transcript has 2 exons. Gene Ontology annotation, molecular function: glutathione peroxidase activity. Lineage: Eukaryota; Metazoa; Chordata; Actinopteri; Pleuronectiformes; Pleuronectidae.
AAAACUGAUACAUGUCUUUAAAAAAGACACAAAGCCAAAUAAUUGCUAUAAAACAAACAGUUUUCCCUGCUCAACACUUAGAUUUGACUCAGAUUUCAGUAUAUAUAUUUAAAUACAUGCUUGUGAGGAUUAUAAAAGUCUAAAAAAAUUCCAGUUAUUAAAACCAUGAAUAUUGACCCUGUUCUGAAAAGGAUAACACACUUCCUUCAGUGAAUCAAGAAACUGCUUCAGGUAUUUGUGUGUUUUUACAAUCAGUUUCUACAAUUUAUCUGAAAUUUAUGAGGAGUAUUGUGUGUCAGGUGUAGAUCAGUUUCCUGCAGAGCUAUUUGACACCCAUGAAAGAGCAGCUUUCUGUCCAGAGCGAGUCAGGUGACCAAGCUGGCCGGACACUGUCAAGCACCGAGACCCCAUCCAACCUCCAGUGUGCAAGCACAGGAGCCAAGAUGACUUUCAUCGCCAAGACGUUCUACGACCUGAAGGCCACCAAGCUGGAGGGCGACUCGGUGGACUUCAACGUGUUCCGGGGACGGGUGGUGCUCAUCGAGAACGUGGCCUCGCUCUGAGGCACCACCACCCGGGACUUCAGCGAGCUCAACCAACUUCAGAGCAAGUACCCCCAUCGGCUGGUGGUCCUGGGUUUCCCCUGUAACCAGUUUGGAUAUCAGGAGAACUGCUCCAACGGUGAGAUCCUGAGCUCCCUGCAGCAUGUGCGUCCAGGCGGCGGCUUUCAGGCCAGCUUCACCAUGUUUGAGAAGUGUGACGUCAACGGAACAAACACGCAUCCCGUGUUUGCCUAUCUGAAAGACAAGCUCCCCUACCCCGACGACGACCCCAACUCCUUCAUGCAGGACCCCAAGUUUCUGGUUUGGAGUCCUGUCUGCAGGACGGACGUGUCUUGGAACUUUGAGAAAUUCCUCAUCGGGCCUGAAGGAGAGCCCUUUAAGAGAUACAGCAAAAUGUUCCCCACCAUUGACAUCGAGCCCGACAUUCAGAGAUUGUUAAGAUUAACCAAGAACUAAGAAUAGCCCCCACCUCAUAAUGGCUUCUCAUUUAUCAAAGUCUAUGCUGAUGUGCUGUCCUCCACACUUUUAAGUCUUAUUAAAUGAUGGUAAUAUUCUGAAACGCUGAGAGAAUAUUAUCUGAGGCCUUGUAAGUGCUUAACAGUAGUGGAUGGAUAUUUUCAGUAUAUUUUUUAAAACACUUUUGAGCAUGUUUUGUCAUGUAAAGAAAAUGAUGCUGUAGAGUUGCAGGUUUAAACAAGUAUGGGGAUAAAAACAUGAAUCACUGGAAGAGCAUUAUGUAUUUCCUU